This is a messenger RNA of Populus euphratica (Euphrates poplar), 2084 nucleotides long. RefSeq lists its product as uncharacterized. Bases 125 to 1453 code for a protein of 442 amino acids. The transcript is spliced from 8 exons. The record is from RefSeq and is a predicted model, not a curated record. Lineage: Eukaryota; Viridiplantae; Streptophyta; Magnoliopsida; Malpighiales; Salicaceae.
UUGGAUCUCCCAUCAACAUACUCAGUAAUUACCCCAUUUACAAAACCAAAAACAUAGGUAUCCCAGAAAGCCAAAACAAUUUCUCCAAAUGUCCUAACAAGAAGUUCAAAGGUUUUUUCUCCUCAUGGUACUUGUACAAUCCUCAAAACUGUCUCUCCCUCCUUCUCUUCCGCCAACAAAAUCCAUUCUCUUUGAACCAAACUCUCUUUCUUUAGCCUUAAUGCACACUGAUUCCUCUGUUUCCCUCUUUCCUUGUCUCUCUUUUCCUUCCCCUCCUCUCCCACCAAAACCCCAAACUCUAGUUCCCUCUCCUUCCUCUUCCUCUUCUUUCCUUCUCAUCCACCGAGACCCUAUCCCUAAAGUCCUUUUUCUUGUUGCUAGCCCAUAUAAGGGUGGGUCCCAGAUUCUCUUAAGGUUCUAUCUCUUACAAAAAGACAACAUCUUCUGUAAGCCCCAAGUUGUUUGCAACCAAAAGGGUAUUGCUUUUGAUUCGAAACUUGGUGUUUUAUUAGAUAUAAAUCAUGGGGUUUCUAUAAAGAUUGUUGGUUCUGUUAAUUUUUUUGUGUUGCAUUCAGUUUCAAACAAGAAAGUCUGGGUCUUUGCAGUGAAACUUAUUGAUGAUGGUGAUGGUGAGAUGGUGAAAUUAAUGAGAUGUGUUCUUAUUGAGUGUAGCGUGCCUGUUUGGUCAAUUAGCGUUUCUUCUGGAGUCUUGAUUUUAGGGGAGGAUAAUGGGGUCAGGGUUUUUAAUUUGAGGCACUUGGUGAAAGGGAAGGUUAAGAAUGUCAAGGAUAUUAGUUCAAAUGGAAAGUCGGAUGGUAAAGGGUUGAAAUUGCCAAAUGGGGUUGUUGGGGAUGACUAUUUUCACGGUUCAAGCUCUGGGAAUGGUUGCAAUGGUGUACUGGAUAUGAAUAUUGAUAAGCAAUAUGUUUCUGUUAAGCUGAGAUCUGUAAGGUGCAGACAAGACUCUGGUGAAGGGGUUGCAUGUUUUGUGGCAUUUAAGAGGGAGGAGGUUGAGGUCUUGAAACCUACAACAUCAAAGGCUGUUUCCAUUCAGGCAUUGUCUCACAAAAAAUUUGUGAUUUUGGACUCUAUGGGAGAUUUACAUAUCUUGUGCCUGUCUGCACCUGUUAUUGGAUCAAAUUUCGUGGCUCACAUCAGGCGGUUGCCUCAUAGUAUGAAAGUGCAGAAGCUGGCUGUUCUUCCAGACAUUUCCUUGAAAAUGCAAACAUUUUGGGUAUCAGAUGGGCUUCAUUCUGUGCACACGAUUACUCUAUCUGACAUGGGUGCUGCUGUCGAUUCAAACAAUGAAGAUGAGACCCAGGAAAAGUUAAUUCAGAUCACAGUUAUUCAAGCAAUUUUUUCUGCUGAAAAGAUACAAGAUCUUAUACCUUUGGGUGCAAAUGGUAUUUUGAUUCUUGGACAAGGAAAUAUAUAUUCAUAUGCAAUCCCUUGAAGAUGCUUGGCACUUGGAAGUUAUCUAUCUUUUGGUGGAAAUCUAUGCUCCAGAUCACAAUAGAUAUUUGUUACAGUUAUAGUGGUUUCUGGAUCAUUGUAAUUAAACAUUAACUGCCAUGCGUUCUCUCUGAUUAUCGUGGCUUUUUCUUGUCCUUGUGUUGCUGUAGUCAUGAGCUGUAGUUGUUUCAUGUGUAUAUUGGUGCACAAGAACUCAAAGACACUGAGCUCGUGAAGAACCAACUUGUCCUGGAUCUUGAAGAUGGACUUCAUUCAACAACUGAAAGCCACAUCUGCUGCACAGCCAGCUACCAUGAGUUGUUUUGCCCUCCGUGGAGUUUACUUCAUGUCUUGCUCUGUUAGCUGAAGACCAAAUGAACAGUUUACCGAAUGUUAUGAAGAUUUGCUUCGCUUCUUGUUCUGUUGCAUGAUGAAACCUACUUUUAUGAAUUUUAGUAUCAACAUAUAUAUGGGGUGGGUUGCCUUUAAAGGCAUAUGGCUCGGUUUGUGCUUUUCCUUUUCCCUGAUUAUAAGUGUGAAUUCAAUUCUGUGGUUGUUUUCCGAUGAACCUUACAUUGGAUGAACAGUUUCUUACUAGAGAAAUAUGACAGUAGUUUCAAAGUCGUUGUCCA